AUGUUCUUUAACUUCCGACGUAAAAGCACAGUUGGCUGGUCAAUUGGCAACAUUUUGCUUGACUUCACUGGUGGUGCCCUAGACAUCGUCCAAAUGGUUUUCCAGAGUUACAAUGUGAACAACUGGAGCGCAUUCUAUGGCAAUCCCGUAAAAUUCGGCCUCGGCUUAGUUUCGAUAAUAUUCGACAUCAUUUUCAUUAUUCAACAUUAUAUACUGUACAGAGGUGUAACCGUUGUUCACGCUGAAUAUGAAGGGAUUGAAAAUCCCGAAGCACCACAGACAUCCCCCACAGAAAAUAACGCAGUUGAACAACCAACUACUGAGCCAAUCCUCCCAAGUGAAAUUACACUUAGACUGUAA
Molecule: messenger RNA, 360 nt
Organism: Strongylus vulgaris
Lineage: Eukaryota; Metazoa; Nematoda; Chromadorea; Rhabditida; Strongylidae
Source: the annotation of a GenBank genome assembly